Messenger RNA from Cercospora beticola, 825 nucleotides. RefSeq names its product class I SAM-dependent methyltransferase. Lineage: Eukaryota; Fungi; Ascomycota; Dothideomycetes; Mycosphaerellales; Mycosphaerellaceae. The record is from RefSeq and is a predicted model, not a curated record.
AUGCAAGUGGGUCCAUUCACUACGUUGGUGCCUCUGCAGUAUUUGAAAGGUCAUUCCUCGCGACUGACAACCGCUGCAGCAAACACCGAGCUUCUUCGUGGCCAAUUUCCGCAGUUUCGAAUGAACAUGGCGCAGACACAGAACGCAGACCUAUUCUCCAGCAUCGGCGAGCAAUACGAAGCCGCCUUCGGCCACGACCAAGGUCUUCUGAAGUUCACACAAAAGGUCUUGGAGCACCUGAAACCCAACUCGCACAUCCUUGAUGUCGGAUGCGGUACCGGAAAACCAGUGGCAACGACCGCAGCAGAAGCUGGACACAAGAUCACCGGAAUCGACCUCUCGGAAGUCAUGGUCGAGCUCGCCUCGAAAGCAGUUCCGACCGGUACCUUUGAAGUUGCCGAUAUGCUCACCUACCAGCCCAAGGACAUCAAAUUUGAUGCUGUCUUCAACAUGCUCUCGCUGUUCCUUCUCCGCAGACAGGAUGUCGAGUUGAUGGCAACCCGCUGGAACUGCUGGCUUCCACUAGGCGGAAUUCUGGCAAUCGGCACUGGCGCCGCAGAGGAUGUCCACCCAGAGAAGCUCGAAGUUCAGUAUGAUGAGGAUGGUGCUUGUGCUCGAAAGAUGCCAUUCGAGUUUAUGGGAAAGCCCAUCACGAUCGACAUGUUCACGAGAGCAGGAUGGGAGAAGUUGCUUGUUGACGCAGGUUUCGAGGUCCUGUACACCACGACGGAUGUCUUCGUUCCGCCUCCAGAGACGGGGUGCCAGACUGAGCCACACUACUUCAUCAUGGCGAAGAAGAUCAGGGAGCGUGGCGAUAGCGAGUGA